Anopheles cruzii is the source of this 1878-nucleotide messenger RNA. RefSeq lists its product as uncharacterized. The transcript is spliced from 2 exons. The record is from RefSeq and is a predicted model, not a curated record. Gene Ontology annotation, molecular function: RNA polymerase II cis-regulatory region sequence-specific DNA binding; DNA-binding transcription factor activity, RNA polymerase II-specific. Gene Ontology annotation, biological process: regulation of transcription by RNA polymerase II; central nervous system development. The coding region runs from base 1 to 1878 and encodes 625 amino acids. Lineage: Eukaryota; Metazoa; Arthropoda; Insecta; Diptera; Culicidae. Gene Ontology annotation, cellular component: nucleus.
AUGGCCCUCAACACACCGAAGCGCCUAAAAACGACGGUACCGCACCACAAUUAUCUGUGCACCCCGCCGCCGCCACAGUCGGUUGGCUUGGGCAUCGGAUCGCCACCGGUGCAGGCGGAUUCGCAAACCAACGGAGCUUACGACGGAGCGCUGAUGGUGCCGUCAACGACGGCGGUUGGCCAGCAGCAUCAGCAGCACCAGUGGAGCAGCUCGAGCUGGUUAAGCGAAACCACGAGCCCGUCGUCGAGCUGCGGUUCACCGGAUGGGCUGCUGAAUCGCAGCUUUGGUGGCAACACCAGCAUCGGAACGCCCAGAACUUGGAGCUCGUCGGGCGGAUCGGCCGAGAAGUCGGAAAACAAGCGCGGCCGCCCGCGCUCCGAGGCACUGACGACGCUGAUGGUCGAGGGCUCCAGUUCGCCAUCGGCAAUUAAAUGCCGCUUCUGUAAUCGGGUGUUUCCGAGGGAGAAGUCUCUACAGGCCCACCUUCGGACCCACACAGGAGAACGUCCUUACCAGUGCGACUACCCGGGCUGCACACGAGCCUUCACGCAGAGUGGUCAGUUGAAGACGCACCAACGGCUUCACACCGGCGAACGACCCUUUAUCUGUGCUCGGACCGACUGCCAGAUGCGAUUCACCCAUGCAAACCGCCACUGUCCGGACCAUCCGUACGAAACACUGAGGCGGUGCGAUGAUUUCUUCAUUCAGACUUUGCCGGAGCAGAGUGGAGAUGUGCUGAGAUGGUUAGAAAAGUAUCGCGCCGAACGGGAAGAUCGGACACCAACCAGGAAGACACCAAAGCGGGGUAAUGGUGCUGAAAAUGGCAGCGCCGAAGGAUCGGUGCACCACCUGCAGAACGAGAAUGAAAAUCGUCGACCGGCAUCGAUGCAACGGCCACCCGACAAUGAUGAGAACUAUCACGAGCCUUACGGUGCGGCGGUCGGUGGUGGAGCCGGUGGCGGUGCUGCAGGAACGGGCGCAGUAGGUGGAGCCGUAGGGCUAGGAUUUGGAACGGAUCGGAACGGCUUGCUGUUGCAAUCUCCGAUCACACCGAACAAUACGUACAAAUCGAGUCGCAAAGGGUUGAUGUGCGAACUCGACAUGAACGCGGGCCUCGGUUUGUCCAGCAGUCCGGUAACGACGAAAGCGAAGACCACACUGCCGAAGCUGAUCCAGUGGCAGGAGCCGAUCCAGGGCCAGGAGGAAGACGAAUCGGGCGACGAAGCGUGUGCCCCGCUGGCGCAAUCCAAUUUCAAUCCGAAGAAGAAGUGGCUGCGUGAGGCAGGAUGGCAGGACGAUCUGGCGAAACCGCUCGAACCGAGCGUGAUCUCGCAGAAAGCGUUCGCUUCCACGACCUCCACGAUGGCGCUGAAGCAACAGCUCCACCAGGAGAGCAGCAAAGCAGCUUCGCCGUUGAAAAAAUUCGCCGGACAGCAGCCCACUUCCGGGCGGCAGCCCCUGCCACGAUCCAGCAUGGGUAGCAGUGUCAACGGUUUGCCGGUACCGGGGAUCGCUUCGCUAACACCGAUCGAUCCAAAUCAGAUGCGACCGACGGUGCUGAUGGUGGCGAGCAAGGACUGUGCCCGACCACUGUGCGAUCAACCGGCCGCACUGCUGACAAACGGCCACCAACAACGGGUCAGUGGUUCCCCCAAACCGGAAGAAAACAAUCGCAAGCUGCAAGGGGCACUGGCACUGAUGGCAUUGGCCACCGAAGAUGCCCACCAGUUGGGCACAUCACUCCCGGAAGACGAUCUGCUUACCGGUGACACCAUGCGUUAUGCUUAUGCCAUCUCUACCCAAGCUGCUGGUGGCCAUGGGGUGCAGUUCAAUACGGAUCCGGUAGCAAAUGGACACCACGAGGAAUGCUUUCCUUAG